AUGUUGAGCCGAAAGCAAGGCGACGUUUUCCGGCGCAGUUUUUCGCCUCGGUUUUCCUGCCGAGGAAUUCACUGAAAAGUGUCCAAUUUGAGUGCUGUGGAGUGCUGGAAAGUUGUAUUCUUUCUUCCAGAUCGCUGCUGACGAUGGGAAUACUGGGAAUUGUGCCAAUUUGCGUCUUCUUCUGUGCCCUAACCUCGGCCUCGGGCGCUGAAGAGCCCUCCAUCAACAUCACACCAAAAAUCUAUUCCAACAUCUUUGUGCGCAAGCGGGAAGAGCAUCGCCUCGUGCGGACGCACUUGAGGAUUACAGACAGCUAUGAGAAGCAAUUCACGCUCCUGAAGAUGGCCUACGAGAAGAUUCUGCAGGUGAUAAACGAGAGUCGCAAAGUGUUGACAGUGGAGCCGAUGGGAAAGGAAUUGCCGGCGAAUCAGACUGAGAUGGAGGCGCUGUUCCUGCUGCUGGAGAACACUUGUCUCUUCGGCGAUCUCGUGCUGUACAUGCCAGACAUAUCGUACAAGGUGCUGGAGAAGACCGCCGGCUGGCGCGAGACCAUUGACUGGGCGCUGAGGGUAACAGUGCGACACGAGCUGGUGAUUGACGAGAGAUCCAUGGAGAUGCUGAGGCUGUUCAACCAGGAAAUCAACCCGGAGCAGCGCUCGAAGGACUUCAUGAAUCCCUACAGGCAGGAGAUCGAGCUGCCGCCGCCCGAGAAGCCGAAGCCGACGAAGAAGAUGCGGAAGAAACUGAAACGCGGCCCACAAUUGGCCGGCGGACAGCGAAACUAUGAAGAUUUGUAGGUCAAAGAGCUAAAUGUAAGUCGUUUUA
Phlebotomus argentipes is the source of this 825-nucleotide messenger RNA. RefSeq lists its product as uncharacterized. NCBI's taxonomy places the organism in Eukaryota, Metazoa, Arthropoda, Insecta, Diptera, Psychodidae. The transcript is spliced from 3 exons. Bases 144 to 797 code for a protein of 217 amino acids. The record is from RefSeq and is a predicted model, not a curated record.